Molecule: messenger RNA, 1335 nt
Organism: Phytophthora nicotianae INRA-310
Lineage: Eukaryota; Oomycota; Peronosporomycetes; Peronosporales; Peronosporaceae
Product: di-trans,poly-cis-decaprenylcistransferase
Exons: 4
Coding region: 184-1233 (349 amino acids)
Biological process (GO): polyprenol biosynthetic process
Cellular component (GO): endoplasmic reticulum
Source: RefSeq, a predicted model, not a curated record
UAGAAAAUGUCACCGCAAUAGAGGACGGUGGACAAAGGCCUACUAUUUGAAUGGAGUGAUAAGAACGGUGAUUGGAUGAAAUGCAACUGAACACAUUGGACACGUAUGCCGCGAGACAGUUGUGCACAGUUGCAUUGAUACGGCCAGCACUCACUAGACCCAGCUCUGUAGGCUAUUAGACUGAUGGACGAGAACGCGAGUGGCGUGAUUUGGCCCCGCGAGAGCCUUGGGAGGCAGACGCUGUCGCAGUUGGAGGAUGCGAGUCGCGAUCUGGGGCUGGCCAAGAGUUUUUACAACGGCUUUGAGAUGUGGUGGCUGGCCGGGAUGCCCAUUACGCUCGUGUUUGUGCUUACGCUACUCAGCUUCUCACUAGCCUCGGGUGUCAGCGGUCUUGGCAAGUCGGUGUCCUGGCGCAAGAUGCUGCCUGCGUCCGUCUGGUACCUUGUGGGGUGGAUGAACCGACUGCUUAACGCUGAUUUUCUGGCAAUGGAGAAGAAAACGGCAAGGACGGCGAUGCUGAAAGAUGCUGGCGAGCUAAAGAUCCCGCGCCAUAUUGCAGUCAUUAUGGACGGCAACAGACGCUACGGCAAGACCAAAUAUGGGGCAGGAGUACGAGGACACACGGAUGGCAGCAAGACGCUUGUCAAUUUUACAGACUGGUGCAUCGACGCCGGGAUUCAGGCACUUACAGUGUUUGCGUUCUCGACAGAGAAUUGGAAUCGCGAACAGUCGGAGGUGGACGCGCUGAUGAACUUAUUCAGCCAGUUCAUGCAUGAGAUUGUGCCCGAGGCGCUGAAGAGGGAUGUACGCGUGCGCGUGUUGGUAUCCGAUGGACGUAAGCUGCCCGCUUACAUCGUUGAGGCGAUUGAGGAGAUUGAGACGAAGACGCAGAACUGCUCCAAGUUCAGCCUCAACCUCUGCGUCAGCUAUGGCGCGCGGGAUGAGAUCGUGGGUGCUUGCAGGAAAAUCGCGACAGAAGUUGUCAGGGGUGAGACUUCCGUUGAGGACAUCAACGAGGACUUAGUCAGUCAGCGCAUGCUCACAGCCGGUCUGCCGGAUCCAGACAUCCUCAUCCGCACGUCGGGCGAGCUUCGCAUCAGCAAUUUCCUGCUGUUCCAGAUCGCGUACUCUGAGCUGAUCUUCAUGGAUAAAAUGUGGCCUGAGGUGACGAAGGACGAUGUAGAGGGCAUCAUCAUGGAGUUCAACCGCCGCAAACGCCGCUUCGGCAAGUAAAGUGGCGGUGUCUUCGCCGUAUCGAAGCAUUACGCCGUUAUGCGGUACUAGAGCAAUGCACAUACCAUAAAAAUGAAUUGAACAAGUUUGAGUCAACUUGAA